This is a messenger RNA of Miscanthus lutarioriparius, 1377 nucleotides long. The record is from the annotation of a GenBank genome assembly. NCBI's taxonomy places the organism in Eukaryota, Viridiplantae, Streptophyta, Magnoliopsida, Poales, Poaceae.
AUGCCGCACCGGGACGUCGUCUGUGCCACGGCCGCCAUCGGCGCGCUCACCCGCCGCGGGCGACACCGCGACGCCCUGGCACUGUUUUCCCAAGUGCUCGCCGACGGCGUCGCGCCCAACGAGUUCACCUUCGGCACCGUCCUGCGCUCGGCCACCGCUCUUCGAGCACCGCGCGUCGGUGUGCAGCUCCACGCCUGCGCUGCUAAGCUCGGCCUCUGCUCCAACGUCUUCGUCGGCAGCGCCCUCCUCGACCACUAUGCGAAGAUGGGCGCCAUGAGGGAGGCCCGGGGCGCGCUCGAUGACACCUGUGACCCGAAUGUGGUGUCCUACACCGCCCUCAUUGCCGGUUUGCUGAAGAAUGGAAUGUUUGAUGAAGCAGACCGAUUGUUCCGGCGCAUGCCAGAGAGGAACGUGGUCUCCUGGAACGCGAUGAUCGGCGGGUACAGUCAAGCCGGUCUCAGUGAGGAGGCUAUCAAUCUGUUCCUGAAAAUGUGUCGAGGAGGCAUCACACCGAAUGAAAGCACCUUCCCCUGCGUGCUCACUUCUGUUGCCAAUGCAGGGGCACUUGGCGUUGGCAGAAGCGUUCAUGCAUCAGCCAUCAAGUUCUUGGGCAAGCUUGACGUUUAUAUAGGUAAUUCUCUUGUGAGCUUCUAUGCCAGGUGCGGUAGCUUGGAGGACAGUGUUUUGGCUUUCAAAAAGAUGAAUCGGAAAAACGUGGUCUCCUGGAAUGCACUGAUCUGCGGGUAUGCACAGAACGGGAAGGGAGAGGAGGCUUUGGAUGCUUACAGGUUGAUGAGAGCAACGAGCCUCAAGCCAGAUAAUGUCACUCUCCUCGGCUUGCUGUUUGGUUGCAACCAUGCUGGUCUGGUUGAUGAAGGUUAUGCAUUGUUCAAGACCGCAGAGAUGGAGCAACCCGGCAUACUGAAACCUGAGCAUUAUGCUUGUGUGGUUGAUCUACUAUCUCGUGCCAAGCGAUUUGACGAUGCCAAGAGGUUUCUUGAGGAGCUCCCCUUUGAGCCAGGCAUUGGGUUCUGGAAGGCUUUGGUAGGGGGCUGUCAGAUUCACUGGAACAGGGAGCUGGCUGAGAGUGUUGCAAAGCGCAUUCAUGCAUUGGAUCCACAGGACACAUCUUCCUACAUUCUUCUGUCAAAUGUUUACUCUGCAUCAGGAAGCUGGCAAAGUGUGUCUAUGAUCAGGAGGGAGAUUAAGGAGAAGGGGCUGAAGAGAAUCACCGGCUGUAGUUGGAUUGAGGUCCAGGACAAGGUCCAUGUCUUCUCCAAUGGAGACUUUAGGCAUCAUCAGAGUGAUGAAAUUUAUUCGAUGCUUGAAGCAUGUUUUUAUUCCAUGGAAGAUGAACGUGAUUACUCAAUUGUGUGA